This is a messenger RNA of Fusarium mangiferae, 471 nucleotides long. RefSeq lists its product as uncharacterized. Bases 1 to 471 code for a protein of 156 amino acids. NCBI's taxonomy places the organism in Eukaryota, Fungi, Ascomycota, Sordariomycetes, Hypocreales, Nectriaceae. The transcript is spliced from 3 exons. The record is from RefSeq and is a predicted model, not a curated record.
AUGUGCAAUCUUGCCUGGACUAUACACUCGAAAUUUGAAGACUGGAGGAUUGCCAGGGAAGAUAAGAGAGAGAAACAGCAGGCAGAGGCUAGAAAUAACGCGUCUACUGCUGAAAAGCUGGUGUCUUUUGAGGAACGAAUUGCUGAGCUGGAGAAGAAACUGCAGAAGGGCCUGGAAACGGUCACUAAGGAUGCUGAAAGCGUCGAUAGAGGGCGGCAGAAGACCCUCCUUCGGCUAAACGACAACCAUGCACGCAUGAAUGCUCGCUUGGAAGAGCUGGAGAAGAACAAGUGCAAGUGCAAUUUGACUAAGUCAAACGACAUCGACCCUCUCACCGCAAAGAUCAGUGAGCUCGACACUGUGAAAAUGAAGCUGUCUACGAUCAAGCCUUUUCGCGUCAACGUACCCGCCUCCACCCCAGCAAAAGUUCCGUCACUAUCAGAAGUUGUUGCAGCGCUUAAUGCUGGCUAA